Rubroshorea leprosula is the source of this 3796-nucleotide messenger RNA. Lineage: Eukaryota; Viridiplantae; Streptophyta; Magnoliopsida; Malvales; Dipterocarpaceae. The record is from the annotation of a GenBank genome assembly.
GUCCCAAAUGAUUGGAGCUAUGAAGAAAUGUGGAGCACGUUUAUGAAGUUCGGUCGUGUUUAUGACAUCUAUUCUCCAAAUAGAAGAAGCAAGAAUGGGAGUAGAUUUGGCUUUGUGAGAUUUCUAGGGGUGAUAGACAAGAAGGAACUGAAAAGGAAGUUAGACCAGAUUUGGGUAAGAGAUUGAAAAUUGUGGGUGAAUAUGCCAAGGUAUGAUUCUGAGAAGAAAGAAGGUGGGGUGAAAAGAAAAAGUAGCGGAAUGAUGGCUGUAGCUCAAAAUAGAAGUUAUGUUGAGGUGGUAAAAGGAACACAAGAGAAGGAGAUGGUAGGGGAUCAGAGCAUACAGAGCAUGGUCAUCCGAAGCAGAAAUAGAUGUAAUGACAAAGAAAUUAAGAAGCAUGCAGGGCAAGACAAGCAUAGGAGAUACAGAGAUAGUAGUAGACACGAUCACCAGCAAACCGCUAAUAGGAAAAUGUGGAAAGAAAGAGGAAAGGGAGAAACCUGGGCAGGUAUGGAGUUCAACAUCAAACCGGAAGAGUAUGCUUGGCUCGAAGGCAGCUAUGUUGGAAUAGUGCAUUAUAUGGAGAUGAUGACAGCAAAAGAGAGAUUUGUGUGGAUAAGGUGUCAAGGAUCACCAAUGAAUGUCUGGGGAAGUGAAUUCUUUUCAACCAUGGGUAGCUCAUGGGGAAAUUUUAUUUUCUUGGAUGACAGUACAAGCAAGAAGGAAAGGUUUGACACUGCUAGAUUUUUUAUUUCUACUUCAGUAAUGGAGACAAUCAAAGUUUCAAGGGAAAUCAAAAUCAAUGAAAGUGUAUUCAAGCUAAAAUUUACAGAGGAGGAAUUCACCAAUUGUUUCUUCUCUUUGAAACAUGAUUUCAUGCCUUCCUUUAAUAGCGACUCUGAAGAUAAUGAAACAUGGUCUACCGGAACAAAGUCGGAGAUGCAGGAUGAGGAAGAUGAAAAGAGGAAGGAGGAGGUUCAAGCCGGGUGUUCAAUUGAAGAAGAUGAUGACGUAAUAGGACGUAGGAGAGAUGAAGAAAGAAGAAAUGUAGUACAAACCAACAAGAAAGUAAGGGAUUCAGCAGAAAUCAUUGGUGACAACCUGGAGAAAAUUCAAAAUUCAAAUGCAAUUGAAAGAAGUAGGUGGACAAACGGCGUGGCUACAGGACAGAUGGUGCAAGCCUCAUUUUCGAAAAUUGGAGAUACAAAAGUAGAAGAAAAUAAUCACAAAAUGAAGCCUAGUAAUCAACCGGUGAUAAGGCCCACCUUGCAAGAAGAAAGCCAAAGGGUAAUGGAGUCCACAAAUGUGGAAGUGGCCCAAAAAGAAACACUGAAGGAGAUCUCAAUUACAUCCCAAAAUAGAGACAUUUCUAGAACCGGAGAAUCUGCAGAAGAGAAGGGCGAUGAAGAAGAAGAUGCAUUCUGGAAGGGUCAUGAAUCAGAGAGAAGCCGAAUAGAAGAAUGGAUCGGCAAUCAGUUGGAGGAGAUCAACCCAAAAAACGGUAGAAGGAAGGUCAGAAGGUGUAGCUCAGUGUAUAUCCAACCCAGAAAUAGUGAGGCAACGGAUGGAAAGGUUGCUAGAGAUUUAGUAGGGGACAGUGAGAUACAUAAUUGCAACAGGGCAUUGAAGAAACAAUGGCAAAACCAACUUGCAAAGGAGAUAUGGGACUUGGCGACGCAGCUUGGAGCGGUGGCGGAGAAUGACAAUGAGGUGAUUCAACGAAUUGAGGAGAUGCAGGCUAGAUACCGAAGCGCAAAAAGGAUUAUGGUAAACCAAGAGGUUGAAGUCGGUGGGAAGGUCGACUGGGGUCCAAAACCGUUCAGAUUUUUUGAUGCUUGGUUGGAACAACCGGGAUGCAAGGAGGUGAUUACAAGUGCAUGGUGUGACAACGAAGUGGAGGUUCCAACAACAUGGCAGACUGGCAAAGGGUCCAAUGCCUCCUUCAUUGUGUUAAUUCCAAAGACAAAAAAUCCACAAGCAAUUGAGGAAUUUAGACCCAUUUCCCUGAUAGGAGUCACAUACAAAAUCAUUGCAAAGCUAUUAGUGAAUCGAUUACAGAAGGUGUUACAUAAGGUGAUUGGGGAGCAACAGAUGGCGUUUAUUGAAGGAAGACAAUUAGUGGAGGGAGCAGUGAUUGCAAAUGAGAUUAUUGAUGAAGUCAAGAGGAAAAAGAAGAAGGGAUUUCUAUUUAAAGUCGACUUCGAGAAAGCCUACAACAAGGUAUGCUGGGAAUUUAUUGACUACAUGAUGAUGAGGAUGGGAUUCUGUGCAACUUGGAGGAAAUGGAUACAGGAGUGCUUGAAGUCGAGCUCGGUGUCUAUUCUAAUCAAUGGCAGUUCGACGAACCAAUUCCCGGUUAAUAAAGGCAUCCGUCAAGGAGAUCCAUUAUCCCCUUUUUUAUUCUUGAUAGUGGCAGAUGGACUGAAUGGAUUAGUGGAAUCGGCAGUGGAAAAGGAGAAGUACAAAGGAGUGGUAAUCGGGAGCAGAGAUGUGAUGGUCUCACACCUUCAAUUUGCGGAUGACACAAUUUUCUUUGGAGAUGCAACAGAAGACAAUAUUUGGGUGAUCAAAUGUAUUAUGAGGACAUACGAGUUAGCCUCUGGGUUGAAGAUUAAUUUCAGAAAGAGCCAGUUGAUUGGUGUAGGAGUUGAUCAAAAUUGGUGUGCUAAAAUGGCAUAUCAAUUGUGCAGCAAGGAAGGAAAAUUGCCAUUUAGCUGGGAUAAAGUGUGUAAAAAGAAAGAAGAAGGAGGUUUAGGUGUGAGGUACUUGAGGAAAUUCAAUUUGGCAUUGAUGGGUAAAUGGUGGGGAAGGCUUGCAGAAAAUGGGGAGGGCAUGUGGAAAAAAAUUAUUGUUGAGAAGUAUGGAAAGGGAGGGGGUCAUUGGCAGGAUUGGAUAGAUGAAAAUAGAGGAGUAAGAUCAACUUGGUGGAGGGAUGUGUGUGGUAUCAACACAAUGGAUGGGGGCAGCAAUGGAUGGCUAAAAGAGGGCUUUAGGGUCAAUAUUGGGGAGGGUAACACUAUCAGUUUCUGGUGGGAUAAAUGGAGGGGAGAGGAGUGUCUUGCUAAUAUGUUUCCAAGACUAUAUCUUUUAUCUACAGAGAAGAUGAAGAUGUGCAGUGAAAUGGGAAGUAGAACAAAUGGUUUGUGGGAGUGGAACUUAACUUGGAGAAGGAAUUUGUUCGAUUGGGAAAAGGAAGAGGCAAUGGAAUUACACAACACAAUUCAAAGCGUGCAGACUUCACAAGGAUGCAUGGAUAGCUGGGAGUGGACCCACAGCAAGGAUGGCCAAUAUUCAACAAAAUCAGCAUAUGCAAUUUUAACAAAAGAGGAGAGGGAAGCAACCGAAAUCACAACCUUCACAAGAAUUUGGAACUCCGUUUUGCCAAACAAAAUCUCGACAUUCAACUGGCAAUUACUAUUAGAUAGGAUUCCAACUAAAAUGAACAUGUUAACAAGAGGGAUCAUCAAAGACAUUCAAGAUUGCAAGUGCGGAAUAUGCGGUGAGGAAGAAGAGGACACAAAGCAUCUGUUUCUAAAAUGUAACAUGGUCCGAUGGUUAUGGAUGGCUUGUGCAAAAUGGUGGGGUAUUAAAGUUACAUUGGAAGCGGACUGCUAGAAUACCUUUCAAGUUGCUGGAAGAGAACCAAAAGAGAAAUGUAUUAGAGAUGGAUGGGAUUACAUUUGGAAUUCUCUAGUGUGGACAGUGUGGCUGGCCCGAAAUCAAAAAACAUUCCAAGGCAAAGAGAUUAACCGGGAGAAGCUGCUGGAACUCAUCCAAUUAAAGUCGUUCCAUUAGA